CGUGUGACAUUGGAUUAGUGCAGUGCUUAAUGGAAGGCAGAAUUCAGGAAACCUGCUGUUGAGAACUGCUGUUGUGUGUGGAAUUACGAGAUACUAUAAACAGUGCGAGAGGCUAUGACUCGUACAGUUACUUAUGUGUACGCGGCUGUUUCCUCACCUGCUACUGUUAGGCUGUUUUCUUGACAUCACGAAAGAUCGAAUUGACCCCCGUGUAAUAUUGAUAUGAAUGAAUUUGACCCAAGUAUUUGUCUGAUCAGAUUAGACAUUGAACCGCCUUCAGUAAAAAGAUCAAAAUCUUUCUCCUAGCUUUAUACCGGAAACAAGCUACUACUGGUCACUGCUAACUCGAAUUUGUGAUAGUUUUUUUGGAUCGACGCCUUUAUUGAUAGCUUAAAUCUAAAGCUAACGAUAAAGCUGAUGGUGACCAGAAGACAUCGUUUGUAAUCUGGGCUUUUUUCAUCCAAAGCGCCACUAACUUGGGUUGUCGGGAAAGAGAAGAAACAUCAGAAGCACCAAGAGACUUCUGGUCAGUUACUGGCUGGAAGACACGAGAAGAGUAUCUGGCCUUUAUGAAUGCCAAGGACUUCAACCACAAUGCUCACUUUCCUCCAAGGCAAACCUUCUACCCUUUAGCAGCGGACCCUAACAAGCAAAUCAAUAGUCGGCUUUAUAUCCAGAAAAAGAAAAAGCCUCGUUGCAGUAAACUAUGUGUAGUGGUUUGGUUCCUAGCCUUCUUCGUCCUCCUUUCUGUUGUGAURACAAGUCUUUUUAUUUGGCAAGUUAAGAGAAUGUCCCCAGGUGAAUCAAUGCCGAAAGUUCAACAGAACACUGCGAAGUGUCUUGGUUUGCCAAAGCCUGUUGAAUUGGAUGCCUUACCCAAACAACUAAAUGCUGAAUUAAAAGCAAUAGAAAAUCUGAUUAACAGAAAGAUGGCGGGAAAGGAUGGAGCUCAGAAUGGGAUUGGUACUCUAACUGCUAAUCUAGUGUAUCGCGACAAAGUCAUCUGGAACGGUGCAUUUGGAGUUUUAAACAGAUCUGAAAAGUUUCCAAGAAAACCCUCUUCCUCUACGGUUUUUCCUUGUGCGAGUAUCUCUAAGGUCUUAACGGCAUUAGCGAUGUACAAGUUGUACGAUGAAAAUUUUAUAAGAUCCCUGGACGAGCCGAUUACCAAUUUUGAUCCCGACUUCAAAAUUAACAACCCGUUCAACAAUCACAAUCUAACUCUAAAAGAUUUAGCAUCGAUGAGGUCGGGUGUUCAACGAGAGGCACCCUGUUAUCCUAGCAGCAACGAAAACCUCUGUCCCUACAAUCACACGAUAAUGACAGAUAGAAUCAAGAAUUUGUCCCUCCUCGUGGAGCCCAACACCGUCUCUCAAUACAGUAACUUAGGCUAUGGUCUUCUCGGGCAAGUCUUGGCCAAGAGGUUUUCACAGGGUAAUUUUAACUUAUUGGCAGAGAAGUACGUGCUAAAACCACUAAAGAUGGAUGACUCCAAGUUUUUCUUGCGAAAAAGCCAGCUGCAAGACAUACCUGUAGCUUACGAUACACUAGGUAAAAAGAAGCCAGUGUCAGAAUGGGGCUGGUUAAAUCCAGCCGGAGGACUUUUCUCUACCAUAAAGGACUUGUCUAAGUUGGAAAUAGAACUAAUGGACGACGGUAAUAAAGGCAGAUACCUGUCAAAGGCAGUAACAGAUCRACUCUUCUCCACAAUGCACAUUCUGCCUGACGGAAAGUCAAUGACGGGAACACCAUGGGAAAURAAGAUCCAGGCUGGAAUAGUCUAUCGGGACAAAGGAGGUGCUGUGUAUGGUUACAAUGCCAUGAUGUCGAUGGUACCUGAGUUGAGACUGGCUUUUAACGUAAUGUGCACCAAUUGUCGCUUGACAUAUCAAACAAUCGUGAAAGAAAGUUUUGAGAAACGAAUUGUACCAACGAUGACAAAGGAGCUAAGAAAGGUUUAUCAGAAGAAAAUAAUUCUUCCGCCGGACUACCAAGUUUACGWGGGUAGCUACAACACGACUGAUGUGCCAUUGCUAGAGCGACUGGAUGUCGAAGUUCAUAACAAGAAGCUAAUAUUACUGGUUCACAGAUCUCCCAUAUUCUAUCUGAACUACACUUCGGGUCGUAGCUUCAGAAUAUCUGUGAUGAGUGAAAGGACAGAUUGUAGUAAUGCCUACACAUUAGCCAGCGAGAAUGAUCGGCUUGUCUUUGAUCAGGUUUCAAGUAGGGAUGGUUUGUCACAUGGAUUUGUAUUAUUUAAUGCCUAUCCGAAUGGAUGGUCCUAUUUCUCUCGAAUUACAACAAAUGCGCAGUAGGUAUGGCAAUACUUAUCAUUGAUAUACGAUGCAUACACCAAUCAAUGUCACACUUGCCCCAAGUCGACCUUUCUUUGCGCAUGAUCAAAAAGCGGUGAUUAUAUGGCUUUUGAGCCUAACUACACAGUAACUACAAGGGAAAUAGCGAGAAGAGCGAAUAGAUAAGAAAAAUGAAGUUUCAAGAAACAUAUGCGUAUAUAUUCUACAAGCGGCAAAAUACGCAAAUGACUUACAAUUUUCUCUCCUACAAAGAAUGUAUGAAUAUAUAAUAACGCUAUGUAAAGAUAUGUUUUUAUUCUAUGGAAUAGAUGUAGUGGAAACGUAAUCAGACGUUUCUUAUGACUAUACGGUUUCUACAAGCCUUCUCAGUUGUGGUUGACUAACAUCAUUAACUGCAUGUGUUGAUAGUUCCGUCCUAUGAGCCGUGAGGACUACUAUGCCAGAGAUAAGAUAAGACUUUUAAAGAAAAAAUGCUGCACAAUCCCUGAGACCAUUUCACUUACUCGGCCAUUGUGCACAACGUCGAUAGAGGAGACUCCAUUCACUGUAAUGUGUACGAGCGCAAGUCAUAGUCAAAUAAUAGUCAAUGUUAUGUUACGUCAAGAGAUGGUCCAUAUUCUGGACUGAACUGAUGGCCAUAUUCACGCUAUCGUUACUCCGGCAUCAUUGUACGUAAUAAUGCHAAAGCCUGAAUUUAAAAGAGAUUUCCAUUCUUUUAACACUGAUUUAGGUAAUAAUUAAGUGGAAAAGAAUGGGACAUAGAUCAUACUCAGAGCCACAUCACAAGAGUAAAAUCCUCGCACAUUUUUCGACGGUCUAGUGGAUCAAAAAACUGUGAUCUUUAGGGACUUGUCAGAAAGUAAAGACAUCACAUUCAUUAGCAUAUUGGAAGUAUAAAGCUUGUUGUCUCCCAGAUACAUCAUUCAAAUAAUUCAACUAUUCACUUCAUGUAUAAUCAAUACUGAAAAURUUGAGUUAGGGCUUAGGAGCACUUUAGUAUAGAAGUGUGCGGUUUUGAAAAGGUCCAACGUGUUUUUUUCUGAAAGAAUGAAUUGUGUUUCACUGCAUGAAUUUUUCUUGGAAAAAAUAAUCCGAGCUCCAGGCGGGUUCAAGUUCCUUAGUAUACGUUUGGACCCCUCUUCUCAAAAAGUCCUGGAUCCGCCUUUGAAUACAUAUACAGCUCUGUCCGACACGGCAUAGACGUUUCAGUAUUGCUUAAAUACGUUUCGAGCAAUAAAUAUGCUUUUUUCUAUAUAUUUUAAAGAUAUCGGUACCGGUGAGGUGUAACUACUUCUGAUCAUAACUUUAGCCAAAUGCAUAUGCUUUGACCGUUAAGCCUUGAAGUAUGCGAGCAGUUAAAUAUUAUUUGCGAGGAGAUGUUGGAGAAAAGCUAAACUAUAUAUGAGUGAAAGUUCAAAAAUUGUUAAAUCCGCUACAGAAAAAGAGAGCGCAAGGAGUGAAGAGCACGUGUCCUUGCGGCUCAUACAGAUCAGACGUCAACAUCGAUCGAUCUUGUGUAUGGACGAUCGCGGGAUUUACUAUAAAGGCAAUAAAGAAGCAAGAAAAAAGCAGUUGUUAGUGUAUGUUUUCUCAUACAAAUGUCACAGGUUGUUUAGUCUGAUGAUCAAUAUAUUUGGCUGUUCGUGUAUAAGAUAAACUCUUCCCUAAAGUACUAUAACUAUAUGUUAGUCCUGAAUGAUGACUAUCGAUGACUAUUACUUUGAACAGCGUUUUUCUUGUCAUUAGAAAAAGGUAUCAAGCGAAAACGUAAGCAGGUUGCGUGGAUAAAGAUCACUGUAAUAGCUGUUUGCCACGUUAGACCUAAGAAUCCUUAGCAAAAUCUUUGCUUAUCUCAUUUCCAACAUCUCCUGACCUAUUCACUUUGUCAACAUGCACUUAUCUCGUGACAUACUAGUUGUUUAAUUAAACAGUAUUCAAGUAAAAACACAUUAACAAAGGCUUAAAUAUGAUGCUUUGCCGCUUCAAUAUGCAAAAUCCAGUUCUCAUUCGUCUGAACUCGGCGAAGGAAAUCAAAUAAAUGUAUUUGUUUUAUUCAUA
Molecule: messenger RNA, 4373 nt
Organism: Actinia tenebrosa (Australian red waratah sea anemone)
Lineage: Eukaryota; Metazoa; Cnidaria; Anthozoa; Actiniaria; Actiniidae
Product: beta-lactamase-like protein 1
Source: RefSeq, a predicted model, not a curated record